Messenger RNA from Geodia barretti, 1578 nucleotides. Lineage: Eukaryota; Metazoa; Porifera; Demospongiae; Tetractinellida; Geodiidae. The record is from the annotation of a GenBank genome assembly.
CCAACUGGUAUCUAUCGCUGUGAUAUUCCAACUAAUGAUGUCCAUGAUGAUACUGACAUCUCAGUGAGAGACGCAGUCUAUGUGGGACUGUAUACUGCCAGUGGAGGUAACGUCUUGAUACCUGGUAGUUUGAGAUUUACCAGCCUCAAUGGAGCUAGUCCUCAGUUCACCCUCACCUGUAUCUCCACUGGUGGACCUGCUACCACUGUCACUUGGACCAGAGACUCCACCACUGUCACCCAAGGAACCCAGACUGUGUUGAAUGACCCAGUGACUGCACAGUACACCCACACUCUGACUGUGGCUGGGAGACAGGGAGGACUGUACACUUGUACUGUGAGCAACAACAAACCAUCUAUGGUCUCUGAAACCUUGACUGUCAGAGUUGCCUCAGCUCCUACUAACCUGACAUUAGAGGUUCAAAGUGGUGGUACAAGUGUCCUACUGACCUGGAUCCCACCUGAUCCACUGGGAGACACUACUGGCUACAGGAUCUCCUUCACUGGAGGAGGCAGCAGUGGUAGUGUAGAUGUUGGUGGUGGAUCUACCAACAACUACACUCUGACUGGUCUUAUAAGAGGGGAGACGUAUGACAUAUCGAUUGUAGGCACAUCAGAUCACAUCUCCAGUGAGAGUGUGGAGUUGAGUGUCACUCUAGUUCCUGGGCCAUAUUUGACAGUGGAAGUAAUAAUGAUGGGAGUCAGCUCCAUCUCCCUGUCGUGGCGUGUGUCUGGAGACGCAGUGGUGGGUUCAGAGGUGGUGUGGCGAGCUGUCAGUGGCCCUGGAGGCAGAGAUUCCAGCGGCUCCAUCACAUCCACCAGCUACACCAUACGUGAUCUCCAGACACUCUCUGUUUACAGUGUCACAGUUACUGUCCGCACGAUGUCCUUGGGAAAUUUCAGUGAAUCUGUCAUUGCCUUCACAGUUCCUGCAUGUGAAAGCAGUGGAUCAUCAUCAGAAGCUGUAGCUGCUCUUAGUGGCGUGUUGGGAGUGGUGAUUGUGAGUGCUAUAGCAGUGCAGGUUAUGGUGAUAGUCUUCUUCAUGAAGAAACUCCAAAGAGCUGAAGAAUACACUGCCACUCUUGCUGCACAACUAAAAAGAAGUGGUAUCACUGCUAGUGGGACAUCAUACACUCUGAAUGGUCUAGAGGAGGGAACUGAGUAUUCUAUCACUGUCACUGUCACUCUGACUGGGAAUAGAGGGACUCAAGAAGGCAGCACCACAGCCACCACACUAACUGCUGCUCCAUCCACCCCUCCUACUGAUGUGGUGGUGAGGGUGGAGAGUUCCACUAGUAUCACAGUCCAGUGGGGACCAGUGGAGUGUAUACAUCAGAAUGGAGAGAUAACAAGCUACUGGGUGACGUAUGGGGAGGAGGGGAGCAGCGAGGAAGCCAGGAAUGUUCAGAUGGUGUCAGGAGACUCCAGUGGAGGAAUGACCACAGUGUUUGGACUGACUAAAGAGACAGUCUACAUUGUGCAAGUGGCAGCAGUCACCAGUGGUGGUACUGGAGUCUACAGUGAUCCUCCCACGAUCCAGACUUCUGAUGGUGAGUAGACUCCUGUGGUUAUAGUUUAA